GGAGUUGAAGAUCUAAAGUCUAGAACUACUCAUCCUAUUCCACACAUUUUUCGCGUCAAUAGUCAACUAAUUGUGCUCAAGCCCCCGCUACUUGCCCGAUAUACUGUCCGACGAUUGUGAGGCUGUACAUAACUGUGUAGUUCUACACCAUUGGUGCUACACCAACCUCAGGUGAUCGGCUAGCCUUGAAACGAAAGAGGCCAGCCUUUCAAAACACAAGUCUACUGACUCCAACUUCGUUCCCUACUGGGCUCGGUGCCAAGUUCAAUACGCCCGAAACCUAUUAGAAUAUUCCCCGGAACCCAUCGAAUACGAUUAUCACGACGACGACGGCUGGGAGAACUGUUUCUUCUUCCCGGAAGAUUGCACACGCGCUCCUAUCUUAUAUAGCUACGAGACGGAUAGCGUCGAGUCUACCGACUCAAGUGACAAGGCUUCUUCGUCUACGCUGAGUGAUGCCGAUACAGAUUCGGACGACAAUAUGACUCCACCAGCACUUCCGGAUAUUCGAAUGCUUGAUAAUGAAGCCCUUAGCGAUUUGCUAGAGGAUAACACCUCGCCUCCAGAGAUCACUUCCAUACUAAUAUUUGCAACGAAUGGUGCGAUAUUUGCAUAUGCAUCGGAUUUGUCAACUCGUCAACUACGCAACCUCAGCGCAACUUACGGUGCAGCCUACACGUCUUUUGCUCGAACUGCUUCGACAGGAAACUUGACCGGCGUGAAGCACGCAAGCCAUCCUUCAUCAUAUGUGACUACGCCAUCUAUAUCAUUAGGAGAUGUCGGUUCGAUUGUCUUUGAAAAUGAGAAUCAAGCUGCGGUCGUGACGAGAAUCGCAGAUAAGGUCCUUCUUGCUGUAGUAGGGCCAGAAAAACUACAAAACAAGACCCAGACAACGGUCAACAUAGAAGCGAGUGGUGAUUCCAAUGAUGCAGCAGUAGAAGCAGACGAAGCAAAUCCGGUAUCAUUACAAUCAACGUCAAAUGCAACAAAAUCACCAUCAGCAUCGUCAUCAUUAAAACCGGGGAGCUCACAGCGAAAUGGAGAUGGUCUACUCGCAGCACAGUACGAAAUAGACCGAGACAAUGAUCUCGCUCGUCUAGCGGCGUUGAAUCUGAAUACGUCGCCGGAGAUACUUCUGGCUUUGGAAGCGAAAUCAGCUGCAUUAGGACGGUUUCUGCGUCAGAAACUGCAAGACCUUGAGAGUCCGGAGGAUUUUUGAUUUUCUUUACUGAUUAUUUAGACUGUCAUUUUGAGCAAGGUUGCAUUAUGCAUUUGGGCAUUGUUUUUGUCAAUAUUUUCGAGAUACCUUUUUUUUCGCUUUUCUGAUCAGGUGCAGAAUAUGGAUUCAUAUCCAAGAAUGAGACGAGUCAUCUCGUGUAUUUUAUGCAUUGUCUUUGCGAGCAGACUAGGAUAUGAGAAUGAACCAACGUUUCU
Messenger RNA from Talaromyces stipitatus ATCC 10500, 1434 nucleotides. RefSeq lists its product as hypothetical. The coding region runs from base 482 to 1219 and encodes 245 amino acids. The record is from RefSeq and is a predicted model, not a curated record. Lineage: Eukaryota; Fungi; Ascomycota; Eurotiomycetes; Eurotiales; Trichocomaceae. The transcript is spliced from 3 exons.